Orbicella faveolata is the source of this 2290-nucleotide messenger RNA. RefSeq lists its product as uncharacterized. NCBI's taxonomy places the organism in Eukaryota, Metazoa, Cnidaria, Anthozoa, Scleractinia, Merulinidae. The record is from RefSeq and is a predicted model, not a curated record. Gene Ontology annotation, molecular function: calcium ion binding.
CUUGAGCUGAUAACGUUUGAGCUCAACACAGCUUUGAGUAGUAAUCUCGACAAAAAUGUGGCAAAAAUCGUGGAUCCGUUCCAGAAGUAACUAAAGCUGGUCAAUAAGGUAUAGGGUUACCCCUGAUAACCGCGUCAAAAAUAACAGUGAAGUAAGCUUCGAUCUUCCUGUCUUUGAAGCAGGCUGAAAUAUGGCUGCCUCGUUGCUCUGGUGCACGUUUUUUACGAGUUUGAUUUUGGCGUCUAACGCGAUCCUACUAAGAACCCAUCGACGUUCGUCUCACCAAAGAUCGAGAGACGGUCAGUGUGGUGGAGAUCUGACAGCUGACUCUGGUGUAAUUCAAAGUCCUGGUUUUCCCACGCGCUACCCUAAUAACGCCAACUGCGAAUGGAAAAUUAUCGCCGACGAUGGCUCACGCAUCACACUGACUUUUGUCGACUUUCAGUUGGAAACGAGCAAUAACUGCGAGUAUGACUCGUUGGAAAUUUACAACGGUGAAACAAGAGAAACAACCAACCUAUUGAACAAGCUAUGUGGUGAUGAGGUACCCGAUCCUAUCGUGUCUACCGGCUCACGACUCCUCCUUAGGUUCCACUCAGAUUUCUCCGUUUCGUACAAAGGCUUCAAAUUGGAGUUCACCAAGUCAGGUUGUGGCCGCACUUUCAAUGGAGAGAGCGGCGAGAUCAAAUCACCGAACCAUCCCGAUAGGCAUCCCGAGUCCCUGGAUUGCUCUUACCUUAUCUGUGUCGCCAGGGACAAACUUGUGACGCUGCGUUUUACUCACUUUGACCUGGAGGCUCCAGAAAAUUCUACAGGUUGUCAGUAUGACUAUGUGGAAAUUUUCGAUGGUAAGUCGGUAAAUGCUCCAAACCUUGGCAGAUACUGUGGUGGCAAUAUGCCCAGCCCAAUCCGCUCUUCCACCAAUGAACUCUUCCUGAGAUUCAUCUCGGAUCAGACUAUAUCGCACACUGGCUUCGUCGCCUCGUAUACUGCCGAGCCUAAGGCUGUGGCUAAUCCUUGUCUUGAAAACAAUGGAGGAUGCAGUGAUAUAUGUUCAGUGAUGAGCGGUGGACGGGUUUGCUCUUGUAAUCCAGGAUUCUCGCUCGAUUUUGACGGGGUUACUUGCGUAGAUACAGAUGAAUGCAUAAUCAACAAUGGCGGCUGUCAGGAAACUUGUGUUAACACGGUUGGUGGAUUUCAGUGCAAUUGUCGCGAUGGUUACGUUAUCGACACCGACAACAAGACUUGUAUCAACGAGAACGAAUGCGCGACAGGUAAUCACAACUGCGAACAGCUGUGUCGUGACACAGAAGGUAGUUAUUACUGCGAGUGUCACAAGGGAUACAGAGUCGGCGCUGGUAGGAUCACGUGUCAAGAUGUGGAUGAGUGCAAGCUGCCGAAGAGCUUUCAUCAUUGCCAGCAUACAUGUGUUAACACACCCGGCAGUUAUUACUGUACGUGUAGGAAAGGAUUCAGGCUCAGCGCUAACGGGAAAAUAUGCAGAGAUGAAGACGAAUGUUUGAUGGGAGGAGCGAAAUGUGAGCAGCAAUGUGUCAAUAUCCCUGGCAGCUUCUACUGUGACUGUUACCAAGGUUACCACCUUGACGCCAAGCUGCCUCACAAGUGUGUGGAUACUGACGAGUGUCUGGAAGGCAGACCUGAUUGCCAUACGUGCUUUAAUUCUGAAGGAAGUUUUCGUUGUGAGUGCGACGAGGGUUAUGUUUCAGCCGACAAUGGGACGCGCUGCGCAGACAUUGAUGAAUGUGCUGUUGACAAUGGCGGAUGCUCUCAGAUUUGUGUCAAUACCGACGGUGGUUAUAUGUGUGAGUGCAGCCCUGGAUACAAUGCCACUGACUCUGAGUCAAUAGACUGUGAAGACAUCGACGAAUGCGCUAAGAACAAUGGGAAAGGAGACUGCGACUACGCGUGUGCAAACUCUGCCGGAUCAUUCCGCUGUUCAUGUGCCGCGGGCUUCUACUUAGACACGGACGGUUUAACAUGCUAUGAUAUAGAUGAAUGUCAAACACACAAUGGAAACUGUUCUCAGAAGUGCGUGAACACGCCUGGGAACCAUUCGUGUUCAUGUUUUGAUGGUUACGUCAACUCUGGGCCAAAUGGAACAGACGUUAUUUGCAUUGACAUUGAUGAAUGCUUUGACGACAUACACAAGUGUGACUCGCGCGCCGAAUGCCAGAACACACCUGGUAACUACUCGUGCCAGUGCCCUGACGGUUACACUUCGCAGUGGAAGGAUUGUAUCGGUAAGGGGUAAUGGAACAGGGCUAUAAAU